Messenger RNA from Marasmius oreades (fairy-ring Marasmius), 330 nucleotides. RefSeq lists its product as uncharacterized. The record is from RefSeq and is a predicted model, not a curated record. Lineage: Eukaryota; Fungi; Basidiomycota; Agaricomycetes; Agaricales; Marasmiaceae. Bases 1 to 330 code for a protein of 109 amino acids. The transcript is spliced from 2 exons.
AUGCCCUCAAGUUCCGGCCAACGGAUCCUUUCCAAUGCGAGAGAGAUGGACAUUGGCCAUGCUUCUUUCUCCAACAUAGGCCGCGAUCAGAUCCACAACGACCAUCGUGUUUACGGGACGCAGAACAACAACGGCGGCGGUCCCCAACACAAUUAUUGUGGUAGCGGUCAAUUUAUUAGUCAUGGGCGGGACCAGAACGUCUACACUGGAAGGGGAAACUCCGACGUCAAUCGUGUCCAGAGUGACUCGCAUGUUCAGAAAACUGCUAGAACACUAGCAGAGAGCCAGGUAGAUUUUGGGACUUUCCGUGCUAUUCCUCGCGGGCUGUGA